ACUACAGAAGUGGAACAACCUGUCGAUCACCAUCACCGGUCACCAUCAAAGUUGCGAACUUUUAAAGUCACGGCCUGAAACAGGACAUUUCUUGUACUUAAUGACCAGGGAUGGUUUGACGUUAUAAAGUGGCAUAAGUAUAUAUUUACAGCAACGUCCUCAACAUAAUUUGAAUUGAAAACAAACAAGUUUUCAGCGAACUGGAUUGAUACUCCGAACGUAUAUACUAUACAUACACGCCCCCUGACCCCUUGACUUUCGGGGAAGAGCGAGCUCGGUCACCGACCAACGCGGAGAGCGCGGGUUUCCUCACAUUUGCACUGGAGUGCGGUCAUAUUUAUUUUGUUGGUGAUGGGAUACGCAAGUGGUAGUUUUGCUGCUGGCUUUCCAACUGAAUUUAUGGAAUCUAUGCUCUUCUCGCGUUUUGAUUUCCGCCUGACGGACUAACAAUGGAAUCUCGUGUAUGGAUUUGUUUAUUUUGUCUGACUUUGGUUUCGACAGUGCCAAGACUGGUUGAAACAGUAGACCCUCCUAAUCAUGUAGAUCAUGGCCAUGACCAAAUGGACAGCCAGGGCCACAUGAUGGAACCUGGACAGCCAUUGGUGACCCCUCCCCCAAGAGUUGCUACUACUCGCAGAGCUGCAACAGUCAAGACUUCAAGUCCAACUCUGUCAUCCUCCAACUCUACCAUGGAAGCCAAUACAACGGUUGCCAAUUCUACAUUAGCCACAACAACAUCCAACUCUACGAUGGCAGUGACCUGGGUGACCAGGAGGUUGACCCGCUCAUCAACAGUAUCUAACUCGACAGGGACGGUGUCUUCAACCAUAAGGAUGUCGUCGGCAAGAGCACUCCCGUCUGCAGAAACUCCUGCAUCUCCAGACAAGAGUACAGUGACAGUUCCAGAGCACCAGGAACCAACAGAUGAAAACAGUACCACACCUGUUGAGCUCCAUUCGACACAUCCACAGUGGACAUGGUGGGACUAUACAACAGAAGUAGUCACUGGUACGAAGACACCCACAACAAGAGCAGCAACCCUUACAACAAAACAACAGACAGCUCAAAUGCUGACAACUCCCUAUCCCCAAAGUACCACAAAUGCCCCACAGACAACAAGUCAGGUCCCUGUUCAAACCACUCGGCCUACUCCAGUCCAAACUCAGCCAAGGGCUACCACCACUUAUGCUUUACCUAUAACAUCUGAAACUCUUCCAACAACAAUGCCUACAACAGUAAGGUCAACCAUUGCAUCAACAAUUCCAUGGCACUGGCCCUUCCCAGCUACCACAAAAGCAACAACCUUGAUGUCCUCCACGAGUCAGGUCUCUAGACUCUCCACACUAACAGGAAACACUCCAUCUGAAGAGCAUCCCGUCAAGACUCCUACUCUUUAUCCAAUCACCACCCUGGCUCCUCCAGUUGCCAAUGCAUCCUACAAACUUCCCACCUACCUUCAGCUUCGCCUUAGUACCACCUGGCAGAGGUUCUGUCCAGGUAGUGAUAACGUCCAGCUAUCCCUUUCCAACUUUGCCCGUCAGGUCCUGGGCCAGUCUCCCUAUGACAAGGUGGAAGUACUGUACCUGAACGUCAGGGACCACUGCCGGGAAGCCAGAGUGAACAGAUUGAAAAGAACCCUGUUGUUGGUCGUGAUACCAGUUGAUUUCUUUGUCACUGUAAAUAGCUCCUAUUAUGAGAAUGCCACCCGGAAGGUUGGAGCUGAACUGAUUUAUGAUCAUUCCAUGGUCCAAGAUGACAUCCCUUAUCAAAUUAUCUCAGCUCAUAUGCUUGUUAUCAACAAGCCAGUCACCCCAGCCCCUCCAAGCGAUGGGAGUAGCCAAGGAGCUGUCAUUGGCGCAACUCUGACAGUGUGUGCUUUGGUGUUUGGUGUCAUUCUGUCUCUUGUGGGAAUGAAGGUCUAUCGAGUGCGCAAGUCCCAUGCCAGCAUCUCGGACCGCUAUUACUUUGACGGCAAGCAGCUCCAGGAUGCCCUUAGCGAGUCCCACCAGAUGGCGGGGGUCUCGCCCCAUGGAAGGGCUACCGGAGGGGGUGCCCACCCUACCCCAAGCUAUAGGGAGUAUAUCCUAGCGUCAAUCAACAAGGGACUGGUCAUGGAUGACGAGGAUUCGGCAGUAGAGCUGGAUGCGGUAGAGGCGUUGCCCUCACACACCCUAACCAGCAGUGCCCUUGCAAAGUUCUACAGCUACAGAGAGGCUAUUUCUGAGGAAUUUGAGAAUCUUCCUGGUCAUCACCUGAUUGCCUCGGACACCAAGAAGAAAAUGCCGGUUCCGAUGACAUCCAGACCAAGGUCACCCGUGAUCCACUCACCAGACCGGACUAGGGUACCCUUACCUCCUACUAGUCCAACCAGCCCUAGUAACCCAGGCACUAAACCAUCCGAUUUUGUGUUGGAUGCUAGUUUUAUCAGAGGCUAUGAUUCCAGUCACUGUAGCUAUAUCGGAGCCAGGGUGAGCGGAACAGACUCUAGUACAGCGUUCUGGAAAACAGUUUGGGAGCAGCAAUCCAGGACCAUUGUAUGCCUUUGUUCACCUUAUGAACUUGGAAAGGUGUGCCCCCAGUACUGGCCCACAAAGGAGGGAGGUCCAGGUACCCAGUUAUAUGGCAACAUUCUUGUGACCUUGAAGGGAGGAGCCAGUGGAGAACACUACUUCACAUCAUCUUUGCUCAUUAGGAAUGUGGAGAAAUCCUUAUGCAGACCCGUCACCCAUUACUGGUUUAGUAACUGGCUUGACGGAGAGAUUCCUGGAAGCCCACAAGCUCUGAUGUCUAUGCUUCUACAGGUUCACAAUACGCACCAGGAAAGCUAUGGACCUGUCAUUGUUCAUUGCAGCGAUGGGGUCGGUCGAACGGGAUUGGUGAUAGCAACGGAUAUCAACAUGCAGAGGUUAGAGGAGAAUCAUACCAUUGAUAUCCCUCACACAGUAUCUACUAUCCGCCAGGACCGCGGUCAAGCCAUCCUGAAUGUUGACCAGUAUGCCUUCAUCUACAAGACUCUGUAUGAAUUCUCAAAAUUCUUGAAUAGCCCUGGUGCAUUGGAGACGAGUGACACAGAAAGUGUGGUCCUUGAGAACCCUGAUGACAGUGUCAGCGAUACUUGCAAUGAGGAUCUCUCAUCACAAGGAACUGACAGCAGUCGAGCAUCCAGUUUUCUUGGUGACCUGUCCUCGAGCGUGAAACGCCGUCUUGCCCUCAAGUUCCCUUCACUGGGAAUCAGUCUGCCAAGACAACUAACCCCCACGUCCAGCCGCAUCUCUACCGGAGAAUUUGUCGUUAUCAACAGCCCGAAUUCCACAAAUUUGGACAUGAGUGUCGUGUCGGGAUUAAGUGAAUCGGAUAAGGGUGACAGGAACAGUUCAGUCUCCUCGCAUCAUUCGCCGUUCGAUCAAACUAGCUUUUGUACGCAGAAUGAUGUGUUUGCGAUAAGUCACAAUGACAGCACAAGGCUGGUUCCAAAAGGAAGUGGAAGACAUUUCACUGUGGGUCAAAGACCGUUAAAGAAGGAAUCCAGUAUUGCUACACCUAGACCCGUUUCAGCCUUCUGCAGGGGCAGUAGGGCCCUAAGUACUAGUGAAGGCUCCAAGGUAUAUGAGGACUGGAACCCUCAGUUUGGUCAGUCAGGCCAGUCCAACUUGCCACAGUCUCUGUCAUCUCCAAAGCCAGACCUCCGGGUAGCAGAACUCUCAAAAGGUAAUAGGAAGCGAAGUGCCACCUGUGAGUCUGGAAGUUUCAGCGAGAGCUUGGCCAGUACGAACCCUUUUAAAUUUGAAGAGUCCCCCCAUGAACUAUCAUCUCAUCACAUUCGUCAGACAUCAUAUCCAGCAGAUAUGAAUCCUUUUGGUUCGUCACAAAUUCUAACUCAAUCAGACAGUCCAUUUGUUUCCUGUCCGUCAUCUGUAUCCAUCCCAUCCACUACCCACUAUGAUACCUCAGAAAGCCAUUCAAAUUCUCAUCUAACCACAAACCCCUUUCCUAGUGAUGCCAGCUCCAGCAAUCCCGACAGCCAAUACCCAAAAGACAACAAUCCUUUUGAGUCUCCCAGUGAAUCUGAAGAUGCAUUUUUCCAUUCUGCAGAGAGUGGCUCUUCAGGCAACAGGGCGUUUGUCUUCACCUCGCAGCCCGACACGCUGGGGCACUUUGAACAACAGGGCACCUACCCCAAGGGAAUGAACCCCUUUGAUGAAAGUGGAAGUCUCCAGUUGCCUUGCAGUCAAAGAGGAAGCGCCAAUGUUUUACGCCUUUCACCUGUUCCUUCUAAACCAAACAAAUCCAAUCAUGGAGUGACUACACAACCUACCGCUGCCAGUCGUGGUCAGAAUCCCUUUGAUGAUGAUUGGAUGGACUCUGCCGAAGAAAGUUUCACAUAGCUUUGACAAGUUGGGAGCAUGCUACUUCCCACAGACUUAGUGCAAAUAUCAACCAGUGCCAGAAGGCAUUAAGUUAAUCUAGUGGCUGCUGAAUAUGAUGAUUCUCAUAGGCUGCGACAAGGAUCACCCAGUUUCAGAAGACAACAGGUUUAUAGAACGACACAAACUGUUGAGAUCCUUGAAGGACAUCUAAAAGUUUGUACAUAUAACAUCCAUGCAGUACUCCAUAUAUUAUCCACAUGUGCAUGUAUUUCAAGUGGAUUUGACUUUGAAAAAUUAGGUACCUUGUGAAAAGUCAGAACCACAUCUUUUGCGCAGAGAAUCCUGCAAUUGGCCUCUCAUUACCAAUUCUCACACUUCAUCAAAGAAAAAACAAUGAGCAAUGCGGGAAAGCCGCUAUGGAAAGAUGCAUAGUACCUACAUAGCGGGAUUCUUGCUAGAAGAUGUGGCACAGACCUUUGACAGUGUACAGUACCUCAUCGGUUUAUUUUCAUUGGUCCAAUUGCCAACUCAUCUGCUAUAAUUUGGUCUAUCAACAGUUCGUCCAAUAUCCACAUGGUCUGAUUGCCAUUUCGUCCACUCACCGUUUUGCCUAAUAAUCAGUUGGUCCAAUAGCCAUUUAGUCCAUAUACCAUUUGGUCUAAUUAGACUAAGUGUUAAUUGGUUAAAAUGAAUGAAAAUAAAAUGAAUAUUAGACCAACUGGUUAUGAGACGAAAUGGUAAUAGAUGAACUGAUGAUUAGACAAAGUGAUGAUUGGACCAAAUGGUUGUUAGACAAAAUGUUGGACAGAAUGGCAUUGGAAUAAGUGAAGCUACAUGUAGGCCCAUUUGGAGAGUGGAUGAGUUGGCAGUGGACAAGUUGGCUAUUUACCCCUCAUCAGUAUUGGAUACAUAUUUUUGCCCUUCAUCCAAAUAUUUCAAAGGGUGUAUCCAUUGAUACCUACCCUUUGUCAAUGUCAGUGGAAUUAUUUCGUCAUGCAUCUGUCGAUUAGAACAGUACUACAUCCAAUAUCAACUCAUGACAUAAAUUAAUUCAUUAUGUACAUCAUUCUAAAUGCAUUAAUUUACAUUUUUAAGUUUGUAUUUUGAAGGUGUGCUCCUAUUCCAGUUAAAAUGUCUGUUAAUGAAUAAUAAUAUAUAUAUAUUAUAUAAUUUAGCGCUAUAUUAUUUUGGUAUUGAUGAUGAAGAAUUGGAUCUAUUGACACAUACUUUUUGUUUGAUUGAUCCUAUACAUACAGUAAUGGAUAUAAUUCAUAUUCUUUUUUUUUUAAGCUACAUGUACAUGUGUAGGCCUAUUUUGCUGGUACCGUACCUCAUAUAAUGGACAUUUUUAUUGCAUUGAAAUCUCAUUACUUUGUAAUUGGUCGUCUGCUUCCCCAGAGCUUGAUUAAGCCAAUACAAUCCGAAAAUGCGCUCUAAAAUACAUGAAAAUUAGAAUGUAUUAUCCUAAAAAUGGAUGGGAGUGGAGGGGAGGUGAGCAACUCCAAAAAACUAUUUUGUGUUCAAAGUCAAUGCAAAUAGAGUUUUCUCAUCCUAUUCAUCAAAAUUACUGAAACAACUGAACUUAAUUGAUUUUAGCAUUAAAAAAUGGCCCCAAAACUUAGAAAAACAAAAGUUUUUAAAUAAAGAAAUGUGUAAAGAAAUUCAUGAAAUAAUAAAAUGCAGAAGAAAUUAAAUUUCUAACCAUUUUUUUUUCAAACAUGAAUAUUUACACCAUUAAAAAUCAGCAUUCUAGGAGCUAGGAAUAAGAACAAAAAGUAUGAUUUGUAAUCAAAUAAACAUUUAUAAUUAAUAUAAUACAAUGUUAUUUUUAAAAGUAAAUUAUAUUGCACACUAUCAUUGAGCAAAUGUUGGCAGCCGCGCUAUUGGGAAUCAAUUCUGAUUCUUUCUUUCUUCUGUUUUUAGAAACAAAACAACAAAUUUAGUUUUCCUGUACAGAUAAUGUAUUCUGUUAUCAAUGCUCAUGAAAAUCUAUGCAUGUUUAUUUUAGUGUGUGUGUGUAAAUUUUUGUUUUUCAUUUAUAUUUUAUGUACUAGUACAUGUAUUUUCCUCCAUGUAACUUCUCAUUGCUUAAAACCUUGCCAAAUAUGUGACAUAAUUUCAAAAUCAGAUACAUGUAUUGCACUGCUAUCAUUUUGUAUCUUUAUAUUCUUCCUUAUAGGCAGUUAACUUUUCAAUUCUAUGCAUUCUAUCAUUCUAGAUGUUUAAUUAAACAUUUUUUUUAAUUUUCAGAUACAGAUAUUUAAUAUACAUGUCCUUCCAACUUCUAGAUGAGACAGAUUGAUAUAUAUUUUUAAAUGAUAUUUUCAAGAAUAAGAAUAUUUUUCUGUCAUGAACUUGCUUGGGUGCUGCAAGAAAGAUGAUUUACAUGUAUGGACACAUUUUCAUUUUCAGAUAUUAUAUAAUCAAGACAGUAACAUUCUGCAUAUUUUGAAAAUAGUGUAAUAUUUUGUUGUACGAAGAAGUAUUCAUACAUUUAAUAAAAUUGAUCUAUAUUUUAUGC
Messenger RNA from Lytechinus pictus (painted urchin), 6888 nucleotides. RefSeq lists its product as uncharacterized. Gene Ontology annotation, biological process: protein dephosphorylation. Lineage: Eukaryota; Metazoa; Echinodermata; Echinoidea; Temnopleuroida; Toxopneustidae. The record is from RefSeq and is a predicted model, not a curated record. The transcript has 11 exons. Bases 450 to 4385 code for a protein of 1311 amino acids. Gene Ontology annotation, molecular function: protein tyrosine phosphatase activity.